Molecule: messenger RNA, 5654 nt
Organism: Uranotaenia lowii
Lineage: Eukaryota; Metazoa; Arthropoda; Insecta; Diptera; Culicidae
Gene: siz
Product: IQ motif and SEC7 domain-containing protein 3
Exons: 7
Coding region: 375-3959 (1194 amino acids)
Biological process (GO): actin cytoskeleton organization; regulation of ARF protein signal transduction
Molecular function (GO): guanyl-nucleotide exchange factor activity; protein binding
Source: RefSeq, a predicted model, not a curated record
GCGUUUUGGUUAGUCUGUCUGUCUGUCUGUCUGUCACAGAAAACGGUUUUGCGCAUCGCGACGCUGCUUCUAUCGGGUGGAAGCGCACGGUUUUGAGCCAAAGCUCGUCAAUAUCAGCCAGUCAGUCGGUCACGGAUCGUUGAGGCCGGUCCGGUCCGGUAUAUCACGACGACUUCCGCACCCGUCCGCUCUCUUCCUGGUCCUAAUCAAAGUGUUCCGCACACAUCCUCCUUUCGGUGCAAUUAUUUGCCCAGCAGCUCCAUCUGCAGCCGAUGGUAUCGAAGCGAAAGUGUAAUUUGCGAAUCGAAUCAGUAGUGCGCCCCCAAAAAUGUUCAAUAACGACGCUAACGUGCUAGUAGCGGCUCAGGUUCAGAAUGGCGCUGGACGGUGGCGAUGAGGCCACCAACAAAGACUCGAACAAUAACAACAACUGCCAUAAUAUUGCUGCCAGUGACAAUGAUACUCGACCGGAACUUCCGGAGUGCGAUUGUGUGUGCUCAUGUUGCUGCCAAUGUUUCACCUCCGAAAAUGAUGGACCACCAAAUCGGGGAACACAGGAAAGCCAAAUAACGACGACGACGACGUCGACGACUAUCGAUCGAAGCCAUGACUCGGACAAUACUCAACUGGUGGCGCAGCGUCAGGAGCAGCUGGUGGUGAGACGUCGUCGUCGAAAGCGCCGUGCCAAGUCCGGUAACAUCGAGGAGCUGCUGCUCGCCAAUGGGGACACGCGUCCCAAGGGUGAUGAUUCCAAAAGUCUAGUCAAACAACCACCGAAUCGACGCAACUCGGCCUACUGCGUCUGCAAGCUGGAGAUAAAAAUUGUCUGGUAUGAACUAUCGCAGGAUCUGCUGGACAAACAGAUCGAGCUGCUGGAGCGCAAGUACGGUGGUGUCAAAGCGCGCAAAGCCGCCCUCACGAUUCAGCGUGCCUUCCGGCACUACACAAUGGUGAAAAAGUUCGCUUCCAUUACUGCAAUGGCCAAGGCGGAGAAACGGAUGAGUCGCCGGGUGCAGCACCAGCAACAGCAGCAGGAACUGGAAAUGAUGCACCUCCAGCAGCAGCAACAACAACAGCAACAGCUUGGCGACGAUGGACAAAUGUACGAAGAUGGAAGCCUCGGUGGGCAGCGAGUUUGUGCCACAAUCACAGCUACCCCGCCGGGUACGCUACAUCACCGGGUGACGCCGGUCCGGUCCAUGUCCCUGAGGGAGCGGCGUAUGGAUUCGAGUCCGAUCCCGCGCAGCCAAUCCGGAAAUGCUUCGCCCGCUCCACCUGCCGCCAACAGUUCCUGGUCCCAAUCGCCGGGUCAGAUGACUACCACCUCAGUCAGUUCCCAGACGCCCUACUCCCACCCACAUGUAAAUAUUCUGCACCAGCAGCAGCAGCACUAUUUCGCCGGAAGCGGUGCUCCCGGACAGGUCUGCUCUUCGUCCUCACCCCACCAGCAAGUGUACCAAAGCCAGUAUGGAUCCCAGGAUCUGAACAUUAGCGGUGGAAGCUCGGUACUGGAUUCGACCGUAUCGUCGAUGAAUCUGUCCUGGAACUCGGGCAGUGUUUCCGGAGCAGCGAUCGUGGCCACCGCCGGAAGUGGAAGCACACACCAAAGUCCUUAUACGCCACACUACAGUGCAGCCCAAAUCUAUAUGCGUCCACGUGGUAUCGGUAUUGGCAGCUCUGGGGGAAGUUCUGGAUCUGCCGGAAGCAGUAGCAGUGCUAGCUGUAGUCGCAAAGUGCCACCGGAAGUACCAAAGAGAACGUCUAGUAUUACGUCAGCCCAGCACACCCCCAACCGAUCACUGAGGCCGAAUGGUUUAUGUAAAACCGCGGAGAAUGGUUCGCUCAGCUCGGUUCAGUCAUCCGGUAGUGAUUCGUCGGCUUCGGCCGAAAGGAUACAGGGCGGCGGAGAGUUAGGUUCGGACCGAUCCAGCUCACCACAGUGGAAACGGAAAGGUCCUGGAAGCUGCACCGGUAGUACCGGUGGAAUUGCACUGACGGCCCAGAGUCCGGACCACAUGCUGGGUCCGGUGGUCGGUGGAGGUGUAGGCGGUGGACCGGGUAGUGCCAACGUUACCAUCAGCAGUAUCGAGAACGAGUGCCUGAGCUCGCACACCAGUGCGGCACAGUACUCGAUAGAACAGCACGAUCAGAUCGUCCAUACUCCAACCAGCUACAAGGUUUCGGAAACCAUCCGAAAGCGUCAGUAUCGAGUUGGGUUGAACCUGUUCAACAAGAAACCGGAAAGAGGCAUUACAUAUCUUAUCCGUAAAGGCUUCCUGGAGAACACCCCCCAAGGGGUGGCCCGAUUCCUUAUAUCGCGCAAAGGAUUAUCGCGGCAGAUGAUCGGUGAAUAUCUGGGCAACCUGCAGAAUCCCUUCAACAUGGCGGUGCUCGAUUGCUUCGCUGGGGAGCUGGAUCUCUCCGGAAUGCAAGUGGACGUGGCGCUGCGCAAAUUCCAGGGCUACUUCCGUAUGCCGGGCGAGGCUCAGAAGAUUGAGCGUCUUAUGGAGGUGUUCUCGACCCGCUACUGCCAAUGCAACACCGACAUUGUGGCUCGGCUUCGAUCGCACGAUACUGUCUUUGUGCUAGCCUUUGCCAUCAUCAUGCUCAACACGGAUCUGCACACGCCCAAUCUUAAACCGGAACGACGCAUGCGGUGUGACGAUUUCAUCAAAAACCUUCGGGGCAUCGACGACUGUCACGACAUCGAUCGGGACAUGCUGACCGGGAUCUACGAGCGGGUGAAGGCGAACGAGUUUAAACCGGGCUCGGAUCACGUCUCGCAGGUGAUGAAGGUGCAGGCCACGAUCGUCGGCAAGAAGCCAAACCUGGCGCUACCGCACCGCCGACUGGUGUGCUACUGUCGGCUGUACGAAAUCCCGGACAUCAACAAGAAGGAACGGCCCGGCGUUCAUCAGCGCGAGGUGUUCCUCUUCAACGAUCUGCUCGUUAUCACCAAGAUAUUCAGCAAAAAGAAGAGCUCGGUCACGUACACCUUCCGGAAUAGCUACCCGCUGUGCGGCAUGGUCGUCACGCUGCUCGAUAUACCAAACUACCCGUACUGCAUCCGGCUGUCGCAGAAGGUCGACGGCAAGGUGCUAGUGACGUUCAACGCCCGCAACGAGCACGACCGGUGCAAGUUCGCCGAGGAUCUGCGCGAAUCGAUCAGCGAGAUGGACGAGAUGGAAACGCUGCGCAUUGAGGCCGAACUGGAACGUCAAAAGUCCGCACGUGGUCAGCGCUCGACCAACAGCGAAAACAGGGACAGCGGGGUGGCCGAUGUGGAAGUUUGCGCUGGCGGCGGUCAGUUCCACCAUCAUCAUGGACACGGCAGUCAUCAUGGGCCAGGUAGUGUCGGAGGAGCAGCAGCCGGCAACGGUGGCGGCCCCCUAGUCGUCGGUGCUGGUGGGGUCCUGGUGGGAGGUGGCGUGUCGCCUAGCGAUUGCGGAAUUGCACACACACAUAGCGAAGCACAGUUGAAACGAAGCGCGCUUAGCAACUCACUCUUAGAUAUGCACGAACAAUUUGGUAAUGAGAAGCCGCAGCGCCGUGGUAGUGUUGGCUCUUUAGAUAGUGGCAUGUCGAUCUCGUUUCAAUCUACCUCCGCGAGCACCGGUUCCCGUAACGACAUCAAGGUCGUCCGGAUGCUACCACACAGCAACACAUCCGGCCAGAUAAUCAUCCAUGCCGGGCAGCAUCCGGUGGCACUGAGCGGUGCAACCCUCUACCCGCAGCAUCAGCACAUGAUGGCCGGCCCCCAACAGCAGCAGCAGGCAGUUGUGGUCGGCGGUGGCCAACCGCUGAAUGGUGUCCUCCACCAAGGACCUCAGCAACAGCAGCAGCCUCAGCAACCCCAAUCAGGAGCAGUCAUACGACGGGAACGGAAAGUCUCUCGCUCCGAGGAUGCAGUACCGGGAGCGACCCCCGGUGCCAACAUUGGACGCUCAACCGAAGUCUAAGAAGAGAAACUAACUUUGUGUAUACAUACCCCUUAUAGAUUAUGGGAGAAAAUCCCACUCUGUAAUACUUAUUUGUACAUAGUUUGAACAAGGAUACAAUCUAGAACCUAGCAAAGACACAAACCAAAACGAUCUUUCCUCUUGUAGUAGUUCCGUUACAACAGAAAAACAAUAUCAGAACCGAAUAGCCGUUUUUGUCCCUUCCAAGCCAACUGAUAAUAUAGCGUUUAAAGACCUAAACCGUAAACCUCCAUCCAGGUUUUCGCAAUUGCUUCGAGAAUCAAUCCACUUGGCUGGGCUCAAACUACAAAACGUGCUGUACAUACUUUUCUGUAACAAGCUAUUAACCUAAUUUAAAAAUUUUAAACCUAUUAGGAAAAACUGUGUGAUUUGACCCCCCAAUUGAAUAGUAAAACAAACAAAAAAUAAAACCAUCCUAAUGUUGUACCAUCUGAUUAGCUAAUAUUUUUGCAGUUACGCACCUUCAAAAAUUGUUAAAGCAGCCAACAGCUUUGAUUAUCUUGAUAGGUUUUGAAAAACCUAUACAGAAUACAAUAAUUAAUAUACAUAAAGGUACAUUUGAAGCAAAUCUUAUUUAAGCUAACUCUGAAAAAUAGCAACAGAUUGAUUUGAAACAAACUGAAGAAGUAAUCAUGUUCGUCAAUCGAUUUUUUUUUUCAUUUCAACAAAAUAAAAAAAAACAGUUUCCAACUACCAGUUUAACCGGAAAUGAUUGAGAAUUUGCUAUUAAAUAUGGUAAUCAAUGGAUUUGAAAUCAAUUUUUCUCGGUAAAUGGACAAAGUUUAUUGACACGUAACGUUAAUUGAUGAGUAAGAAGAACUUAGCACACGUAACAAACAAACAAAAAACAGCAGAGACAAAAAAAAAACAAACCAUUAAUCAAACUAAGGUGUAGGCUAGGGUCAUUGUAAAUGUGAAUGUGAAAAGUUUAAAACUAAAAAAACAAACAGUAACAACUAUCAUGGAAAUGGGUUUAGCAGGAACAAAACGGUGAAGACGAAAGAAAGUUAAAAAAAAAACAAUCUGAAAGAAAUAACUAAAACAGAAAAAAUCUAAUAAUCUAGUCCUGUUCGAUAAAUGUAGUAAUUCGAUUAUUACACAAGAUGCCACAAGUGGGAUAAACAAAAUAAACAAAUAAAUAAAAAGAAACUAAUAUAUUCGUUUAAGCAUCGACAAACAAAUCCAACCAAGCCAAGGAAAUACAAAGAGUUGUAAUAUGAAGAGAAAUAAUUCCGACAAGCGAGCUAAACCGGGACAGUUUAAGAUUGAUCACAUCCACCACGAAAGCAUCCACACACCCAUCCGAUAUUUAACUUAACGUAAAUUGUUGUUCCCCCGUUCCUUUCUUUUUGCGAAACAAAUAAAUAUCGUAGGACCGAAAAUCCUUAACCAUUAAAAACCAGAAACUGGACGGAAAAUUACUAUAGAACAAACCAAAAAGAAAAAAAAUAUUACAAAACUUUGCACAAAGGCAAACCCAAAAAACGAGACAAAAAACAAAACCCUUAUCCUUGAUUGCAGUUUACAGAAACAAAAAUGACAACAACAGCAGAUCGGUCAGCUCCCCGGUGUUGUGUGAAUAUACGCAAAAAUACGAAUCUACAAAAACUCGAAAUUCCCAUGCAUACCAACAACAAUAAACAAUAAAAUUCUAUUGGAAAAAUAUCAAAUUGA